Messenger RNA from Myiozetetes cayanensis, 14212 nucleotides. It is a transcript of the gene USF3, whose product is annotated as upstream transcription factor family member 3. Gene Ontology annotation, molecular function: protein dimerization activity. The record is from RefSeq and is a predicted model, not a curated record. The transcript is spliced from 6 exons. The coding region runs from base 1151 to 7918 and encodes 2255 amino acids. NCBI's taxonomy places the organism in Eukaryota, Metazoa, Chordata, Aves, Passeriformes, Tyrannidae.
ACCAUCACCAGCUGUACACAGGAGGAGUAAGUUAUAGGUGCCUUGCAUGGGAAACUGGCUUCCCUGGCUUUCAGAGUUGUGAAUUUUUACUAACUUAGAGGACCUGGGAUACCAACUGGAUUAAUCUUCCUGCAUAUAAAUGAAAACAAAUUUGUUAAGGAAUUGAGCUAAUUAAGGUAAUUUAUCAGAGAGCGCAUGAAAGUGCUGAAGUUGCAGCACUACUUUCUCCCACAGUAAAAGACUGUUAACUCUGUCAGGUGUUUUCAUAAUUUAUGCAGAGGAUGGUGGGUGACCACAGAGAAAGCAAAGUCUGUGGAGGCGUGUAAAUAGAAAGUGAUGUGCUCCUGUUGAUGGGCUAGGGAGGGCUGAGGUGACUGCGUGUAGUCUGAUUGUAAAAUCCAGUGGGGCAAUAGAAUGCUAUAACUCGUCUCUGAGGUGAUUGUGUCCAGUUUUGUGGUGGUGUGAACACUGUUGUAUAGGUGGAAUUGAAUUAGGUGCCUGAAAACUUCAGGCACUUUGAGUUCCCCAGUCUGGAUCAAUUUGCAGGAUGUUGCCUGUUUGCUUUGCUUCGUGGUUUGUCAGCAUUUCCCAUGUCUUCACAGGAAUAGAGAAAGUACUUAAAGAAGUAUUAGAGUGGUAAACAGCAUCAGCCGUAAUGUUUCUCCUCUUGUUAAUCUUUACUGAAUGAGAGCACUGCAUUCAAUUGACUUUUAGAGUGUAAAGACUGGAAAGCAGUAUCUGAAUGCAGUUCUGUUACAAUACAGAUUAUUGACCCACACAUACACACAGUGUAUGCACAGAACACUUUGUGAAGUGUGUAUGCUUCAGUGCUUUGGGAGCUUUGGGGCUUUCUGAUUUGUAAGGAGGUUAUUUCUGGGGUUUAUUUUUGAUGUCAGUAGUGGUAGGCUCAGUUUACGUUAAGAACUGCUUGGUGUUGAAAGUUGUAUUAAAAACCACCCCCACUUCCUUACAGUACAAACAAACAAAAAUACACCCUAAAGGUAUGAAGCCUGUUAAAACAAGCCGAGUGAGCUUUCCAGGAGGAGCCAGGGAGAGGUGAAGCCACGAGGAGGCUGAGGGCCCAUGGGAAGAGUUGCAAGAACAGGUUGGUUGGCUCUCUUCUCCGGAACCAUGCCAGAGAUGACAGAGAAUGAGACACCUACUAAGAAGCAACAUCGAAAGAAAAACCGGGAGACACAUAAUGCAGUUGUGCUGCUGUUGUGCUGACUUGCCCAACCAGAUGACACAGUACAUAUUAUUUUGGUUAGUGGAGAGACAUCGAAAGAAGAAGAUUAAUGCUGGGAUAAACAGAAUUGGAGAACUCAUUCCCUGCUCUCCAGCACUUAAGCAGAGCAAGAACAUGAUCCUGGAUCAGGCCUUUAAGUACAUAACAGAAAUGAAAAGACAGAAUGAUGAACUUCUAUUAAAUGGAGGGAACAAUGAACAGGCUGAAGAGAUAAAAAAACUCCGGAAACAGUUGGAUGAACUGCAAAAGGAAAAUGGGAGAUACAUCGAACUACUGAAAGCAAAUGAUAUUUGCCUGUAUGAUGACCCUACAAUCCACUGGAAAGGGAAUCUCAAAAAUGCGAAGGUCUCAGUUGUUAUUCCCAGCGAUCAGGUUCAAAAGAACAUCAUUGUCUAUUCUAAUGGGAGUCAACCCAAUGGAAAUAACCAAGGAGCACCUGUCCAGGGAAUAACGUUUAAUGUUGGUCAUAAUUUACAAAAGCAAACAGCCAAUGUUGUGCCAGUUCAGAGAACUUGCAACAUAGUGACUCCUGUGACGAUUGCUGGCAUUUAUCCCACAGAAAAUAAGCCAUGGUCUCAGCCUACAGUUUCUCCACUGGCAUCUGCUCAGACUGCUCCAGCAGGGCCCGUUCUUGAGCUUUCCACCCCAGAGAACGAGCGAGGUGUGCUCACCACUGCUGCUGCCAGCUCACAGAGUGCAUCUCAGUCCAGCACAGAACAGGAACUACAGUGUUCUUCAAGUAAUGCACCACAGAAUGAUCAAAAUCUCCCCAAAAGUAAAAAUGAUGAGGAGGGCACUAAGCCAACAAAGAAAACACUCCUGCAGGGAACCAGCCUUCCUUCCAGUGUCUCUGUGGAAGCCUCCCCAGUUCAACAGGUGAAUGCAGCUUGCUCAAAUACAAACAAUUCCAGGAGUGACCUCCAGGAAAGCUGUGUCAUAUCAGCCACAGACACAGCUUGUGUGCCACCUGUGAGACUCUCUACUGCAGAUAGCUUUUCCUCUGUAAAUGUCCUCAAAAGCACAGAUGUAGUGAGCAGUGCUGGAGUGCCUGCGACCUCUGCAGCAGAAGGAGUUAAGGCUGUGACAGCAAUAAGCACUCUGGCUGCCAGUCCCUUAGAGAACUGCUGGUCUUUUUCAGGCUCUUCAGGUGUUGGCACUUCAGACUUGAAAAACAUGAGUAGCCUUACACGGAUGCCUUCAACUGGAAACACACAGACCACGUGGACCACUUUGCAGCUGGCAGGAAAUACUGUCCAGCCACUAAGCCAAACGCCAUCUGGUAUAAUGACUGCACUAUUAAACGAGCCAGUUAAUGGUGCUGGUACUGUGUCUUCUGCUCACAGCAGGCCUUUGACUACCAGUAUCAGUUUGAAUGCUUCUCUGCCUGGGGAUGGCCAGGCAGCUGAACAGAUUGUAGUUACCUUGCCCUCGUGCCCACCCUUACCUAUGCAGCCUUUAAUCAGCCAGCCACAGGUUAAAACUCAGGCUGCAGGAAGUAUCCUUCCAUUAAAUUCAGCUAUGCAGGUGAUUCAGAUGGCUCAGCCAGUCGCGUCAGCUGUUACAGGAGCGCCAGCUAACCAGAACGUCAUCAUUCUCCAGCCUCCAAACCCCGCUCCGUGCCCUCCGAUUGUGAGAGCAGAAGUUCCCAGCCAAAAUGUUAGUCAGCAAAUUGUAAUUAUACAGGCUGCUAAUCAGAAUCCUCUUCCCCUCCUCUCCGCUCAGCCUUCUGCUUCUGUAAGAGUUCCUGCGAAUGGGCCGACUGCAGUUGCGAACUCCAGCAGCUCCAUGCAAAAUGCCUCUCUUCCACAGACUUUUGGAGGAAAACACCUUGUCCAUAUAUUACCAAGACCAUCUUCUUUGCCAUCUUCUAGCUCUACUCAAACAUUUUCAGUCACAAUGUCCAAUCAACAGCAUCCUCAGACUAUCUCAUUAAAUGGGCAGCUUUUUGCAUUGCAGCCUGUGAUGUCCUCAUCUGGAGCUUCAAAUCAAGCCCCUAUGCAAAUUAUUCAACCCACCACCAGCGAAGAUCCAAAUACCAAUGUUGCCCUCAAUACAUUUGGUGCUUUAGCCAACCUCAAUCAAAGCAUAUCGCAGAUGGCUGGGCAGAGCUGCUUACACUUGUCUCUCAGCCACCCCACCAAUCCCGCAACCGUCAAUAACCAGAUUGCCACAGUUAACUGUGUGUCAUUACCAACUUCUGUGGCAUCUUCAGUGCCUGCGGAGGUUUCAGUACUAACCAGUGCAUCUAAUUCAAUAAAUGCUUCCCCCAAAAAACCGUCUGCUGGCUUGCCAUCCAGUGCAAAAUCAAAAAGGACAAACAAAAAGCCGAGUACGAAGAAACACCAAGCAGUCAACAAUAAAGUGUCCUGCGCAACAGUUUCUUGCAAAGAUGCAGGGAAGGUGGACUGUGCUCCUGUGGAAACAGCGGCAAGGCAUUCAAGUGGGGAAGGGCUGCUGGAAAACACUCCAGCAGUAUCUCAAGCUGUAACUACAUCACAGGCAAGCAGCGUGGCAGCAUCGAGUGGUGUCAGUAUUUCUGACGCUCAUUCCAAAGAGACUGCUAGUUCUGAACAGGCAGUGAAAACACCCUCUGUUCCCGAGCCAAGCUCGGCAGAGGCACCUGCUUCUUUACCACUGGAGCCCGUGGUGUCAGAGCAGCUGCCUCUUGUCCCAUCGGCUCCCAAAGAUGCUGCUCCUCACCAGCAGGCACUUGGACCUCAGAACCACCCUCCAACUGUCUCUGACUUGUCAGAGUCUCCCAAACCCUGUGAACCUCCCAGCACCUUAACGUCCUCCCGUAGCGAAGCACAGGUGACACAUUCUCAGGUUGCUGGGACAUCAGCAGCACAGAGCGGCACAACAAGUCAUAAUUCCAAGGCAGGAAUGAUUUCGGAGUCCUGCAACAUUGAGCAGGAUUCCUCAGUGGUAAUGCAAGAUGCAGACUUGUUAGAAGGACAGGGUCUAACCAAAAUGCUGUCUGAUCUCACAAAAGAAAGAACAGCUGUGGAAAAAACCUCUUCAUUUACUGUUCAGGGGGAGCAUUCUAAUUUUCCUAUGGAAAACUCCAAAUCAGCAGAAUCAAAUGUUGAUUUGCCCGAGAAGCAGGAACUCUUGCUAAUGAACUCGGAAGGUGACACUCUCUCCCAGCAUCACUCCUGCAUCUCUGAUCAGGAAGUAGUCAGUGCUUCCCUUAUUGCUAGCAGGCAGGCAGACUCCCCGAUGUCAACCAGCUCUGGCAGCAGUCGAGGCUUCUCAGUUGCAUCUAUGUUGCCAGACACCACCAGAGAAGAUGUCACAAGCAGCACCUCAACCAGUACCUGUAACAGCUGCACAUUUUCAGAACAGACUGAUAUUGUAGCUCUUGCGGCGAGAGCUAUUUUUGACCAGGAAAACCUUGAGAAAAGUGGAGGAGGAGUACAGGUUAACACGAGGGAUGCUGUCUCUAAGUCAGCUGAGGUUGCACCGCUGGAGAGAGAGCAACAGCCUUUUAAACCUCAGUCAGUGAAAGAAAACAAUGCAGGACCGUUGGAAGUGGCCCCAAACAAAUUCAGUGCUCACGAUACAGCAUCGGCAAACAUUGACAGGCAGGUUGAAAAGCCAAGCUGCUCCGUAGGAGGUGUAGAAACAUCGAACCCUCCUUUGCAGAUUUCCACCUCCCAGACACCAAGCAUAACCAGUCUAAGCGUGAAUAAUCUAAUACACCAGAGUCGCAUUGUCCAUCCCCUGGUGAGUUGCUCAAGUUUAUCCCAGCCUUCGGAGCCUGCGAGUGUCCCUGCAACUGUGAGCCUCUCCCUUCCAUCUAGCACGUAUAUCAAUCAAUCUCCAGGACCCGCUAUGAUGAGUGAGUAUGCUCAGGAACAACUGAAUGCCAUUAGGGCAAGCACCAUGCAGGCUCCCCAGCUGCAGGAGUCACACUUAAAGCAUCAAAGUCACGAAGGUCGCAAAGACUCAGCCAAGCGGGCCGUUCAAGAUGACCUUCUGCUUUCUACAGCAAAGAGGCAAAAGCAGUGCCAGACAGCACCCAUAAGGCUUGAGGGGAUGGCACUGAUGAACCGGACACCAGAGAGUAUUGCUGAUCAAACACAGAUGCUGGUCAGUCAGAUUCCUCCUAAUUCUUCCAAUUCAGUGGUGUCCGUGAGCAAUCAAGGGCACGCUGAUGGCCUCAGUAGGUUAUUUCCAUCCAACAGCAAUUUUGUAACACCAGCUUUGAGGCAAACUGAGGUUCAGUGUGGUUCUCAGCCAUCAAUUUCAGAGCAGCCAGGCCAGGCAGGGCAGCACUUGCAGCCAAUUCAACAUGUUCCUUCUCAAGGCAUCUCUCACCUUCACAAUAAUCACCCAUAUUUAAAGCAACAGCAGGCUGGUCAGUUGAGAGAGAGGCACCACUUGUAUCAGCUGCAGCACCAUGUCACUCACGGGGAAAACUCAGUCCACUCUCAACCCCACAGUGUCCACCAACAGCGAACAAUACAGCAGGAGGUGCAGAUGCAAAAGAAAAGGAAUCUCAUCCAGGGAACGCAAGCCACGCAGCUUUCCCUACAGCAGAAACACCACGGAAGUGAUCAAACACGGCAAAAGGGUGGUCAGCCUCAUCCUCACCACCAACAAAUGCAGCAGCAGAUGCAGCAGCACUUCGGAGCUUCCCAGCCUGAAAAGAACUGUGAAAAUCCUGCAACAAGCAGAAACCACCAUACCCACCCUCAGAGCCAUAUGAAUCAGGAUAUUAUGCAUCAGCAGCAACAAGAUGUUAGCAGCAGACAGCAAGGUUCCGCUUCUGAACAUGUUUCAGGGCACAAUCAGAUGCAAAGACUUAUGACCUCAAGGGGCUUAGAGCAGCAAAUGGUGUCCCAGGCAAGCAUCGUAACCAGACCAUCAGAUAUGACGUGCACCCCUCACAGGCAGGAGAGAAACAGAGUUUCCAGCUACUCUGCUGAGGCCCUCAUUGGGAAAACGCCCUCUAAUUCGGAGCAGAGAAUAGGAAUAUCUCUUCAAGGCCCUAGGGUUUCUGACCAGCUCGAAAUGAGAAGUUAUCUUGAUGUUUCUAGGAAUAAAGGGUUGGCGAUUCAUAAUAUGCAGGGCCGCUUGUCUGUCGACCACACAGUUGGCUCAGAUGUGCAGCGUCUUUCUGAUUGCCAAACAUUUAAGCCCACCGGACCCAAUCAACAACCGACGGGCAAUUUCGAUGUUCAGGCUUCAAGGAACAGUGAAAUUGGCAAUUCUGUGUCAUCCCUCAGGGGCAUGCAGUCACAAGCGUUCCGAAUCGGUCAAAAUACUGGGCCCUCCAUAGAGAGACAGAAGAGACUGCCCUACCAGCCAGUUCAGGGUAUUCCAACGGGGAAUACGCUACCAUCAAGGGAAAACGAAAACACGUGCCACCAAAGUUUCAUGCAGAGUUUGCUCGCCCCUCACCUUGGAGAUCAAGUUAGUGGAAGCCAAAGAUCAAUCCCAGAACAUCAAAGGAACACACAGUGUGGCGCCUCCUCCACAAUAGAGUACAACUGUCCCCCAGCGCGAGACGGCGUCCACAUCCGAAGAGACGGUGAUGGCCAGAGUAGGGAAAGCUGUGACAUGUCUAUUGGGGCAAUUAACACAAGGAACAGUUCUUUGACUAUUCCUUUUUCGAGUUCUUCUUCCUCGGGAGAUAUUCAGGGUCGCAAUACAAGCCCAAACAUCUCUGUGCAGAAGUCCAAUCCCAUGAGGAUGACAGACAGUCAUGGAACUAAGAGCCACAUGAAUACGCCUGUUUCUAGCAACAUGCAUGGGGUCGUGAGGCCAACGCACCCUCACCCUGCGGUUUCUCACGGAAAUGGUGAGCAAGGGCAGCCUUCUGUUCGUCAGCCAAAUUCUUCAGUUACUCAGCGGUCAAGACAUCCUCUGCAAGACAACGGAGGUUCUAAAAUACGUCAGCCUGAAAGGAAUCGAUCUGGAAAUCAAAGACAUGGAAAUGUCUUUGACCCUAGUCUUCCCCAUCUUCCCCUGUCCACCAGUGGCAGUAUGAUCCUUGGGCGCCAGCAGUCCGCAAUAGAAAAAAGAGGAAGCAUUGUCCGGUUUAUGUCUGAUGGCCCUCAAGUAUCUAACGAUAACACGGCCCCUGACCAACAUACUCUCUCUCAAAAUUUUGGAUUCCCUUUUAUUCCAGAGGGUGGCAUGAAUCCACCAAUAAAUGCCAAUGCCUCUUUCAUUCCACCGGUCACUCAGCCUAGUGCCACUCGAACACCAGCUCUAAUCCCAGUUGAUCCUCAGAAUACGCUACCAUCCUUCUAUCCACCUUACUCCCCUGCCCACCCUACCCUCUCCAAUGACAUUUCUAUCCCUUACUUUCCCAAUCAAAUGUUUCCUAACCCAAGCACAGAAAAGCCAAGUAGUGGAAGUUUAAACAAUCGAUUUGGAUCCAUUUUGUCUCCUCCCAGGCCUGUUGGUUUUGCUCAGCCAAGUUUUCCUUUGCUUCCAGAUAUGCCACCAAUGCACAUGACCAACACGUCGCACUUAUCCAAUUUUAACUUAACGUCUUUGUUUCCAGAAAUAGCCACAGCUCUUCCUCCAGAUGGUUCAGCAAUGUCGCCUUUGCUUUCCAUUGCAAACACAUCUGCUUCAGAUUCUUCCAAGCAGUCCUCAAACCGACCUGCGCACAACAUAAGCCAUAUUUUAGGUCAUGACUGCAGCUCAGCUGUAUGAAAACUGAUAGACUGACUUCUAGUCUGAUGCGUUGUUUAUAUAUUUAAGAAGAAGAGAGUGGAGGCCAUUCAUAGCAUCACUGUUUAUUUGCCUAAAUGUAUGUAUAUGGGUACUUUCUGUAUUUAUAUACAUGUUGUAUUUCCACCCACCUUACUAACUCUAAAGCACCAGUGCCUAAAGCAAUGCUUACUUACUAGUAAACAGUAAGGAUGCAACACUGAGAGGUGUGCAAAUAUUGAUUGUUGAUUUUCCAACAAUCAAGUUUGAUGUCCGAUUGUUCCAAGGUAAAGAGAGUGAGAGCAUUCGUACGGGAGACAAGAAACAAGUGCUACAGGUGUCGGUUUGUUUCUGAUACGUUUACCUGAAACUGCAGAGGAACUUGAAAUGGCUUGGGGUUUUUCUUUUGUAAAAUAUCUUCAGGAGCCUCAACAGAAGUCAAGUCUGUGUUAACCCAGUGUUAAUUGAAAAAGGCAUUUGUUGUGCAGCUUUUGUCUGUUUUAAGCUUGCCCUGUGCAAUUGACUUAAAGCUGACUUUACAUGGUUAAAAUUACUACACGUUCGCAUGGUCAGCAAUUAAAAAUACUGGUUUAGAAAAUCUGGAUCUCUUUAACCCAUGACUUUCCAUUUCUAAGAAGAAUUUUGCUUGGAUCUGUUUUAGGAGUGGCUUCAGUUACUGCUGAACUCGGUCAACGUUUAAAUGUAGCUUGCGACUCUUUCUGGUGCAGUCAGCAGAGACAGCAGCUGUGUUUGUUGCCAUGUCACUGUUCAUUGCUGCAAGUUACCUCAGGGUGGGUUUUGUACCUUGGUUAGCACCUUCUUAAUGUCCUUUUCCUUUUUUUUUUCCCCUCUCCUUUUCUUUGGCCCAUGCUCAAACACCAGCUUUCUGGUUUCUGUGAGUGACAGCCCAACAGCCCUUUGUUGUACCAGGCAGCACAUGGGAGGAGGACUGAACCUGUGGCACCCCACAAAAUGAGUGGGGAUCCUUGAGGGCAGUGUUCACUUGAUAUUGCUGACCAGAUCGAGCCUGAGUUAUUAUCAGUACUCUGCACUUGAAUGCACCUUUUAUCUAAACCUGUGUGAUUGUGGCUGAAGGAGGAACAUGGUUGUGUCAAGAGUAAACAUAAUAGGAAGACACUGGGAUUUUGAGCACCACAAGGAAGAAUGAUGUGUUUGUUCACGUGUGAGAUAUGGAGUGAAAGUGUGUGCACUAGCUGAGUCUCCAGUACUUUCACAAAUUUCAAUCCCAUUUCUUUUAAAGGAAAGGGAAGAACUAGGUACAAUUUAUGGCUGUGCACUGUGCUUUUCUUCAAACAAGGCAGAAAUAUUUGUCUUAUAUUUUUAUGUGCUUGGAAAUACCAUUCUGGGUUUGAUUCUUCAAAUAACAUGGUAACUUCAGGUUCCUUUAUAUGCAAUUCUCCCCCUACCAGCUGCAGAGUGGCAAAACCUGCUCCAGGACCUCUUCUCUGGUCUGGGUAAGCUUGAAAUGCUUGUGUGUUGCACACCAGCACAUUGUCUUGCUGCUCCUGGGACCUGUCACAGGCCCCUGGUGAGGGCAUGGGGAGGAGCAGGCUCCCUGGGAUUUUGCUUUGUUAUGGUUUGGGGUUUUUUUCUUUGAAAAGUGGAAAGGAAUCUAUUCCUCCAUCUCCAAGAACAGGACCCUCAAAGACAGACCUGCAACAUUUUUCCAUAGAUUGACUUCCCAGAUGUUGUUUUUGCUAAGCCCUUUUCCACUGAUCCAGGAAAGUAAGGAGACUUUGACAUGAAAAAUAAUUGGGCCUUGUCUGUAUUCUGUCCCAACAGUGUCUCUGCUCUUGUAACCCGCAGUCUGAUAUUUUCCCGCAAGGUGAAGUAAAAUGGUUCUGAUUCUGAUUGGGAAUCACUUUUUAAUUCAGAUGGAGCCUAUCUUAGGACAAUAAAUCUAAGUGGUGUAUCAGUUCUCUAUGUUUCUUGAAAACAAUAGAUUGAAUAUUUAUUUCAGUUCCCGGCUUGUCUCUGCCAAAGUGUAGUUACCAAUGGAGUGGCAGCCACUGGGCUGUGCAGAGAGCAGGAGGGUUAGGAAUGAGUCAGUCCUCAGCCUCAAGCUGACUAAGCCAACUACAGGUCUCAGUGUUCUGUGGUGAGACUCUUGAUCAAAGGGAUUUCCUUAAUGCAGUAGCUCUCAAAGGGGCUGCCUCAGCUGGUGAAAUGAGUUCCAGAACAGGGAGUGGUUCCAUGGUUUUUGGAAGAUAAAGACAGGGGGAUCGAAGCAGCAGCCACACUGUGCAUUACAUGUUUGUCUGGACUCGGAGGAGGGAAGCAAAGCCACCAUUCUUACUCUCUUUAAAUGGCAUCAUGUGUGCAGUGAUGGGUUUGGCUUUCAAGACAAACUAGUGAAAAAUUAAGCCCUGGCUUCUAGGACUUUUAUAUAUAAAGAUGCUAAUCCUGCUCUUCAUUCCAGACAUUCACACUACCACAGUAGCUUCCUCUGCUGGGAAAACUAUUACUUCAUGAUGUCUGUGAAAAAUGGAGUGACCUUAUAAACUUCUACCUGUUGCUAGACUAGAAUGUCCCACAGAUCCAUUUGGCUGGAUAAGCUUCAUUCCAGAGUACUGAAGGAGCAAUCAGGAGAUAUGGCAGGAUCCCACUUGGUCAUCCACCAAAGGUCUGGGGAAGUCCCUGCUGAUGGGAAAGUAGCCAGCCUUAUUCCAAUCUGCAGAAAGGGUGUGAGGGAAGAACCCAGGGAACUACAGAGUGAGUCUAACCGCAGUUCCCGAGUUUAAGGAAUAAUGCAAUUAUCAGGCAUAGUCAGCAUGGCUUCACAAAGGGAAACUCCUAUCCAGCUAAUUUGAUAUCCUGUUAUGAUAAGGUCACCCACUUAGUGGGUGAAUGGAAAGUGCCGGAUGGAAUGUUUCUGGAUUUUAGUAAGGAUUUUGAUACCAUCCCUCACAUCAUCCAUCUGGACAAGCUGUCCAGCUGUGGGAUGAGCAAGUUCAUGGUGUGCUGGGUGAAGAAUGGGCUGAAGGGCAGAGGUCAAAGGGCUGUAGUGAAUGGGGCUACAUCUGGCUGAUGACCAGUCACCAGCAGUGUUCCCCAGGGCUCAAUUCCAGGGCCACUCCUAUCCAAUGUAUUUAUCACUGAUCUGGAUGCAGGAGUUGAGCACACCACUGGCAAGUUUGCUGAUGAUACCACACGGAGAGCAGCUGUUCACAGAUGCUUUGCAGAGGGAUCUGGAUAGAUUGGAUCCUUGGACUGUGACUAAUGGGAUGAAAUUUAAUAAGUUCAAGUGCCAGAUUCUGCACAUGGGACAAAGUAACACCAGGCACAAGUAUAAAUAGGGAGAGGAGUGGGGGGACAGCACCCUGUAGAGCGGGCCCUGGGGGUGCUGGUGGGCAGCAGCUCAGUGUGAGUCAGCAGUGUGUGCCUGGGCAGCCCAGAGGGCAAACCACGUCCUGGGGAGCAUCAAACACAGCAUCACCAGCCAGUCAGAGGGAGGGGAACAUCCCACUGGGCUCAGCAUUGGUGUGGCCUCAGACUGAGUGCUGGGUGCAGUUCUGAGCCCCACCAUUUCAGAGGGAUGUGAAGGUCCUGGAAUGAGUCCAAAAGAGCACAACAAAGCUGGUGGAAGGGCUGGCAGGUGUGUCCUGCGAGGAGCGGCCGAGGGCUCUAGGCUUGUCUGCUUUGGAGAAACAGAGACUAAAGGUCAACCUUCUUGCACUGAGUUGUGAAGGUUAGUUGUGCCACUGACAGGUCAGUGGCUCAGUUCCUUUGGCAGGGAAGAGGAGCAAUUGCAACAUCUUUACCAUGGAGUGGAAACUAUUGCUUCUUUCUUUUAUUUUUCCUUUCUCCUACCGUUGAACCUGUUGAACCUGUUGUGUUUAGGUUGAUAAAACUCGUUUUACCUCAAUCUGUACUUGGGAGAGUACUUUGAAAAAGGAGCAUCAGUUUUGCAGAUUGAAUGAUUCUGUUUUACUUGUUAUGAUAACAAUUUCUUAAAGAAAUACAUUUUCUUCAGCAAACAUCAAUGACAACAUUUAUCUUUUUCUCCUAAGAAUUACCUGUUCCCUUAUUUUUAAAGAUGUAUUUAUAAAAGACUAUAUUUGGAAAAGUUGCAAUUUGUUAGCCUGAGAAUGCCAUUUUCUCUUCCAUAAUACAUUUUUGAAGGUUACUUAUACUAAGACAGGGUUUGUUUUGGCUCUGAAGGAAGGAAAAAUACUCAGUAUUGCUUAAUUUAGCAAAAUAAGCAGUGGAAGGGAAAGGUUGGGCACUGCCUCUGGGGUGGGACUGCUGCAGCUGACAGGCGUUGUGUGGCUGUGGCUUUCAGCUUGGCCUAAGUGACUUCUACAAAUAGUAUUGGGCUGGAUUGCAUGUAUGUCAGUGUAGUCCAUGAUCAACCCCUUAAGCAGCCUAGGAGAAUAGGAACAGAGACAGGCUAUGUUGAAAGCAGGCAAUAAAAUAGUAUUAAUACUGUAUUAAUAUUUAUACACCAUUGAGAGAAAAGACCUCAUUUAAGAACAGCUAAGGGAAACGAGAACUGAAGUGGUUUGAGUUGAUGGCUGGGCCUUAUUGGAAUGGGUUUUCCAGCUCCUGCUCCCAGCUCCAGUCACUAUGCUGCUGCCCUGGUGGAAGAGCACCUCUCUGACAAAAAAUAAAUAUACUGUGCUAGUCCAGAGCCUCCUGAUUUUUGCACAGAUUUCCUACUGCACUUUAAAGCUGCGCUGUUGCUGCUGUGGUUGGUGACUGUAGUUCUGUUGCAGGAAAAAGAUUGAAUGGCAGGGCAACUGCAGAGGGCGUUGCUGGAGAAAAUGGGCCAUUUAAUUACUUCUGUUAUCUUUUCACAUUAUUCUGAGGUACUUGUGCAGCCCUGGCUCAAGGACUCGGUCACAAACUCAUGCUGUUUCUGGAUGACUGAAUGUAGUCAGCUGUGCUAAGAGCUGUGAUCUUUUGCCAUUCCCCUAGUAAGUUUCAUGCUCAUCACUUUCUCACUUUCACUGGCAAGACAGAAUGGCAUUGAGUCUAUUUAUAAUAAAUCAGUCAAAUUUGUGUUGUUUUCUGAUACACUGCUGCAAGGAGCUCCACUCUUUAUCAUCACCUGGCCUGUUAUCAUUCACCACUUGUCCUUUCUCCCAUUGCCAUGAUCCAGCAUGGGUAGCAGUCUCAUGGACAGGAGUGCCACUGCAGAGACAGGUUUGCAUGUGAGGGCGUUUUCAAAUUCUACUCCCUCUGCAAUACCAAGUAAAUCUAAAACCUCGGAGCACCAACACUUUAUUCCCACUAGUUACCCUGAGAGCAAGUUACUCCGUGAACUGGUGAAAGAUGUAGUGGAGGUUUUUGGUCAUGACAAUACAAAUUCAUAUUCUCUCUGCGAAAAAACUCUGCUUAGUUACACAGAAGCCAUUUGUUAUAUACUGAUACCAGUUUUUAUGAGAUAAAUUUAAAAAAUAAAGGCAUUUCUUUCUGCCUCACCAAAAGUAUCUUUACAAGCAGGUUCCCAAGUUUGCAAAAUGUGCUGCUGUUCUGGCAAUCACAAGCAUGAAACAGUGGAGCUCAUGGUGGUUUGGGCCCUGUUCCUGCCUGCUCACUGUGAGAAGGGAAGCAAAUACAGAUUUUGCCACAGGAGAUUAAUCAAAGAUGCUGUUGCCCUCCACAGUGUAAAUUAUUUAUAUUCAGUCCAGAGUUUCCUGCUGUGCUUCUGUUUUAUACAGCUGUAAAAGACUUGGAUACAGUCCCAGUGGAAAGUCCUUACUAUUUUGUAAUGGAAAAAAGGAACUUUGCAGUAGAAAUCUAUAAUGAAUGAACAGGAACAUCAUCUUCCAAUUGUAAAUAAGAUCUUGCUCUGUUUAUUUUGACAUCUUUUUACAAAUGUGUUACAUUCAGGUGUAAAUAUCCCAAACCAUGAUCUUGUUCAGAGUUCUGAGAUUUCUAUUGUUAAAUGUAAUACUUUGUUUAAUAGUUGUAAUAAUUAUUUGUAUAGAUAUGAACAUAAUAGUAUUUUAUUAAAAAAAAAGAAAACCACUCUUUGGAUACUAUGUUCUUGUUGAUACAGCUUCUUUCCCCAUGGAAAGUCAUGCCAUUCACUCUUCAAAAGAGGUAAAAGUUUUGGGAAUUUACAGUUACAGUUUUCCACUGAUGUAUAUUUUCUGCAUAGACCAGGGUUAUGCACUGCAUUAUUUGGAGGUAUAAAACUACACAAUUCAGAAGAAACAUACUCAUAAUAAAGUAUCAAAAUAAUGCAUGGCAGGUGCUGUCCUGGCCCAGGCGACAGUGCUCGCUGAGUUGAGAUACAACUUCAGUUUUUUAUAAUGCUUCUCAUCACAG